This is a messenger RNA of Emiliania huxleyi CCMP1516, 186 nucleotides long. RefSeq lists its product as hypothetical. The record is from RefSeq and is a predicted model, not a curated record. NCBI's taxonomy places the organism in Eukaryota, Haptophyta, Isochrysidales, Noelaerhabdaceae. Bases 1 to 186 code for a protein of 61 amino acids. The transcript has 2 exons.
AUGCUGCUGGUGGCCGCCAUUGCGGUGGCCGCCACCCUGUCGCCGUCCGCCUCGGUGUCGGAUAACGUGGUGGUCAUCACGCACAGCCACGAUCACGCGCACGACGGCAUCGCCAGCCACGCUCAUGAGCACGUGCACCGGAUUUCAGAUUCGGCUAAGCAGUGCGCAAGUCCACCCGAACUCUAG